AUGCACUUUUCGAUACCCAACACACAAGAGUUCGUAUCCGAUGGAAGCGGAUCAUCGUACACGGGCUUCAACAUUCACAUAAACGGCAGUUUUCACUGUUGCCUUCGAUACAAGCAGCUGCACAGUCUGCACGAACAGCUUAAAAGGUCUCUACCGUCGAUCGCACUUCCCAGCUUUCCUCCAAAGAAACUGCUCUCUCUCACACCGAACCAAAUCGAACAGAGGCGUUUGAGCUUAGAGCGUUACAUACAGCUAGUGGGCCAGGAUCCGGUACUGUGCCGGUCGGAGUUAUUGCGCGCGUUCUUGUUGAACGCUCAGCAGGAGUCUUCAUUUACCGAAUGUAGUGAGGUAACGCUGGACGUUUACCUUAUGAAUGGCUACCGAAUAUCGGCCAACGUCUACACAACCGAGUGCACGAGCAAGGUGCUAGAGAAGGCUUGUGCACUGAUCGAUCUACCGAAGGAUCGUGCCUGCUACUUUGCGCUCUACCUAAUGCGCAAGGAGCCAAACGGCGAGUUGACGAUCGUAAAACGUUUGAUGGAUUUUGAAGCUCCGUACAUUUCAGCGAAGCGUUGGGAUGAAUGCAAGCUGGUGCUGCGCACCGGAUUCUGGGAUCCGUGCUAUGAUGUCGAGCUGAUGCGUGAUCGGAUCGCGCUUAAUCUGCUCUACAUCCAAGCGCUCAGCGAUGUCGAACGGGGCUGGAUCGUAACGUCCCGCGAUCUUAGCGAGCAGCUCACAAACAUGCAGGCGCGGGGCAGCAAGAGCGAAUAUCUGGAAGUCGUCCGGAAGCUACCACUGUACGGAUGUCUACAGUUUCCACGUGCCAAUGUGGACUUUCCCGAACCGAAUACGAUAGCGACGGUCGUGCUGGGAAACAAGGAACUCAAUUUGCUGACAUACGAGGGCAAAGAGAUGCAGGAAACCAAAUUCAAAGUCACGCGCAUCCGCUGCUGGCGUGUAACUCCUAUUCAUAUUAAUGAAGAACAAUCCUCAACUGUUAAUGGUCGCUUGCAACAAUCAUCCCAACCAUCGCCAUCACAAUCGUCCACGAUCAGCUUGGAGCUUUCGUUCGAGUACUUGAUGGCGAAAAACCAGCUCAAGUGGAUUACAAUCUAUAGCGAACAGUCGAUGCUUAUGUCCGUGUGCCUUCAGUCGAUCGUCGAUGAGCUGCUCAAUCAGAAGAAUGGAUCCGAUCCCGCACAUUUGCAGAACCCACAACAUGUAGAUUAUACGCCAUUCUGCUACAUUCGACGAGAUGGAUCAAAUCAUUGCAUAACUGAUUCUUGUUCAACCGAUACUCUCUGCAAUCUAGUUAAUAACGAUAGUAGUAGCAACAACGGAACAUCGAACCAGGCGACGCAACAACAACACUCCACAAACAACGGGUCUUCCUUUAUUCGACGCAAAUUGAAGGAGUUCAACACGACAGUACGCUUCAAAAAUGGCAAAGAUUCCGUGCAGAACGAAGCGUUCGAGUGGAUCGGUGACGACGAUCUUUAG
Molecule: messenger RNA, 1500 nt
Organism: Anopheles marshallii
Lineage: Eukaryota; Metazoa; Arthropoda; Insecta; Diptera; Culicidae
Gene: Snx17
Product: sorting nexin-17
Exons: 6
Coding region: 1-1500 (499 amino acids)
Biological process (GO): intracellular protein transport
Cellular component (GO): early endosome
Molecular function (GO): phosphatidylinositol binding
Source: RefSeq, a predicted model, not a curated record